UUCAUAACCUGCUUUAACAUAGGAAUAAGCGCAUUUUCUAAAUGUAUUUUUUGAUAAUUUAUUAUACAACAAAGACAGUAAUACAAGUGAUAAUAUACAAGUGAUAUUUAUAACAUCAAAAUGAUAAAUAGAAAUUUUGUAAGUUGCAGAAAGUAAAGUGAUUCCUGUGUUAUCUCUUAAACUGUUGAUUACGUAGAAACACCUUGCUUACUCUUAGCUCUCAAGUCAGAAUAACAAUAGAACUCAUUAUUUGCUGAGAUAAGGAAGUGGCCGUUAGGAUACAGAACCUCCCAACUUAGAGUUUAAAUGGAUCAAAGGAAUUUCAGCAAUGUUGAGAUGGUGUGGCAACCAACCGAAGAUUCCGCAGCUGAAAUGAAACAGUUUAAAAAUUCGAUAGAAUCUAAAUACAAUGUUAAAUUAAGAGACUUUUGGGAUUUGCACAAAUGGUCAGUUGAACAUCUACCAGAAUUUUGGACCGAAUUAUGGAACAAUGCAGGGAUAAUUUAUUCAAAGAAUUUUGAUCAAGUGAUUGAUCUAAAUAUUCCCAUGGAAGAUUCUCCUCUUUGGUUUGAAGGCGCAAGACUCAAUUUUGCUGAGAACUUAUUAAAAUUUAGAGAUGAUCAUGUGGCUUUGAUCUCGGCAGGUGAGGACAGCGAAACCAAAAGAACCACUUACGCUGAAAUGUAUGAAGAAGCCACCUUGUAUGGUGCUGCUUUCCGAAAAUUUGGAUUGAAGAAGGGAGAUAUCGUUGUUUGUUAUUUGUCUAACAGACGAGAAGCCAUUUUUGCCAUGCUUGGUGCUGUGAGCAUUGGAGCUAUUUUUACAGGAGCUUUACCGCAAUUAGGAGCUGAGGCAGUCAUCAACCGUUUCAAGCAAGUAAAACCUAAGAUCCUUUUCACGAUAGACAGGUUCAAGUAUAAUAAAAUGGAAAUUGAAAUGCUGACAAAGGUGAAAGAGAUUGCAGAUGGACUAUCUGAUCUUCAGAAAAUCGUUAUCGUGCCUUCGAAGGAGGACUCUAAAUUCAAAGAUGUGAGCAAAAUCCAGAACAGCUGUUUCUUAGAAGAGUUCCUGGAAAUGGGUAAAGAGCCCGAUGGCACUGUUCCGCCUUUAAAAUUCGAGCAAGUCUCGUUCUCGCAUCCUGUAUUCAUCAGUUAUACAUCCGGUACCUCGGGAUUACCUAAGCCCUUAAUCAGCUCAUUCGGGAUUCUUUUGACCACUGCAAGACUUUGGAACAUAUGGGAAACCUAACAGAGAAGUCGUUUGGCUCUCUAUUUCACCAGUAGGAUGGGCUUCUUGGAAUAUGUAUACGAAUAUGCUGUUCAUAGGUUGUACUCUUGUCCUAUUCGAAGGACAUCCUUAUUUCCUCAGCCCAACUUUUCUAUGGGAUAUGGUUGAUGAACUGGAAAUUUCUCAUCUUU
This is a messenger RNA of Stegodyphus dumicola, 1418 nucleotides long. Its product is annotated as acetoacetyl-CoA synthetase-like. Gene Ontology annotation, biological process: lipid metabolic process. Lineage: Eukaryota; Metazoa; Arthropoda; Arachnida; Araneae; Eresidae. The record is from RefSeq and is a predicted model, not a curated record. Gene Ontology annotation, molecular function: acetoacetate-CoA ligase activity.